UAUCAAGAUUUGAAAGUAUUGGCCAAGUGAAGGUGGACUCUCCGGAGGACAGUGACUACAUCCUGCUGUUCUGUCCCAUCGCAUCCAGAGUUGGAACAGACAUCAGUGACGCUCUGGAAAGUAUUCCAGCUGGUGACAAAGAAGUCAUCCUUGUGGUGAUGCAUCACACCUUCAACAAAGAUCAUGUUGUGGCUGACAGCAGGUGGCAGGUCAGUAACCCAAAAGUCCUCCUAAUUGUGGACACUCUGUUCUUCGAGGGACGUCCUCUGCAGUCUAAACACAAUGAAAUCGCAUGGGAUGAAAUCAAGAAGUUUCUUGGUGUCUGUGCUGAGGUCCCCAGCCGUGGCUUCAGUGAUUACUGUAUGGCUGUUUUACAACUUGUGUGGGCUGUGAUCUUGUUGAUGAUAACUUGGAUUCGUCGACUCUGCGAGAGGUGUUUUGGGAAUAUGGAAGAAGAAAGACCAAGAGUGCCUUGGCGAAAGUUCUAUGUCCACCUGUCAGGAAGGACCAAUGACACUCAUCUCCCCUGGGUAUCAAGAUUUGUAGGUAUUGGCCAAGUUAAGGUGGUCUCUCCUGAGGACAGUGACUACAUCCUGCUGUUCUGUCCCAUCGCAUCCAGAGUUGGAACAGACAUCAGCGAGGCUCUGGAAAGUAUUCCAGCUGGUGACAAAGAAGUCAUCCUUGUGGUGAUGCAUCACACCUUCAACAAAGAUCAUGUUGUGGCUGACAGCAGGAGGCAGGUCAGUAACCCAAAAGUCCUCCUAGUUGUGGACACUCUGUUCUUCGAGGAACGUCCUCUGCAGUCUAAACACAAUGAAAUCGCAUGGGAUGAAAUCAAGAAGUUUCUUGGUGUCUGUGCUGAGGUCCCCAGCCGUGGCUUCAGUGAUUACUGUAUGGCUGUUUUACAACUUGUGUGGGCUGUGAUCUUGUUGAUGAUAACUUGGAUUCGUCGACUCUGCGAGAGGUGUUUUGGGAAUAUGGAAGAAGAAAGACCAAGAGUGCCUUGGUGAAAGUUCUAUGUCCACCUGUCAGGAAGGACCAAUGACACUCAUCUCCCCUGGGUAUCAAGAUUUGUAGGUAUUGGCCAAGUUAAGGUGGUCUCUCCUGAGGACAGUGACUACAUCCUGCUG
Messenger RNA from Cheilinus undulatus (humphead wrasse), 1130 nucleotides. RefSeq lists its product as uncharacterized. The record is from RefSeq and is a predicted model, not a curated record. The transcript has 11 exons. NCBI's taxonomy places the organism in Eukaryota, Metazoa, Chordata, Actinopteri, Labriformes, Labridae. The coding region runs from base 159 to 1010 and encodes 283 amino acids.